AUGACGGCCCUGAACCCAAAAUUUGAUACUGCCAACGUCGAAAAAACGGAUAAGGGAGAUGCCAAAUCUCCUUCUGCCUUGAUUAUUAAAGCAGUAGACAUCAGUGAGGAACCUGACGUUUCGAAGUUUGAUCCCAAUACCGGAGUGAAAAGGGCUCUCAAGAAUAGGCAUAUCUCACUGCUCGCCUUGGGUGGUGUUAUUGGCCCAGGUUGUCUUGUCGGUGCAGGAAAUGCGCUCAACAAAGGCGGGCCUCUCGCUUUGCUUCUAGGAUUUAGCAUUAUUGGGGUUAUCGCCUUCGCAGUGAUGGAAUCUAUAGGCGAAAUUAUUACCUUAUACCCUUCUGGCGGCGGAUUCACUACAUUAGCUAGAAGAUUCCAUGGCGACGCUCUAUCUGCGGUCUGCGGUUACGCUUACGUCGUUGUGUUUUUUGCAGUAUUGGCGAACGAAUACAAUACUUUAUCGUCUAUACUGCAGUUCUGGGGGCCCCAGGUUCCUCUUUAUGGUUACAUCUUGAUAUUUUGGUUUGCAUUCGAAAUUUUUCAGUUGAUUGGUGUGAGUCUUUUUGGUGAAACGGAAUAUUGGCUUUCCUGGUUUAAAAUAGUAGGAUUAGUGGCAUAUUAUAUUUUCUCCAUAAUUUACAUUUCCGGAGGUAUCAAGGAUAGGCCAGCCUUCGGCUUUCAUUAUUGGAACAGUCCAGGCUCAUUAUCACAUGGGUUUAAGGGAAUUGCAGUAGUGUUUGUGUUUUGCUCCACCUUCUAUUCUGGGACGGAAUGUGUUGCCUUGGCUGCGACAGAGUCAAAGAAUCCUGGCAAGGCUGUCCCGCUUGCUGUUCGACAGACUUUAUGGAGGGUUUUGAUUGUCUAUAUUGGGAUUGCUGUUUUCUAUGGAGCAACCGUACCAUUUGACGAUCCAAAUCUUUCUGCUACCACCAAAGUUCUAAAGUCACCGAUUUCCAUUGCCAUUUCACGUGCUGGUUGGGCCGGUGGAGCGCAUCUUGUUAAUGCCUUCAUUUUGGUAACAUGUAUUUCUGCUAUCAAUGGGUCACUGUAUAUCGGAAGCAGGACUCUAACAAACCUGGCGCACGAGGGUCUGGCCCCAAAGAUUCUUGCUUGGACCGAUAGGAGGGGGGUUCCCAUCCCUGCGAUUACGGUAUUUAACGCGCUUGGUUUGAUAUCAUUGAUGAAUGUUAGUGUUGGAGCCUCAGAUGCAUAUUCCUAUAUAGUCAACCUUUCUGGAGUUGGUGUUUUCAUUGUCUGGGGUGUGAUAAGCUAUACACAUUUGAGAGUCAGAAAAGCAUGGGUGACUCAGGGAAGAUCACUGGAAGAACUACCAUAUAAAGCAUUAUUGUAUCCAUGGACCCCAAUAUUUAGUCUAAUCGCUAACGUUUUUCUUGCACUGAUUCAAGGAUGGACUUCAUUUGUACCCUUUGAUGCAGGAAAUUUUGUCGAUGCUUAUAUCCUUUUACCGGUUGCAAUUGUAUUGUAUGUUGCAAUAUGUGUUUUUAAGAAUCACCACUUCAGGAUUGUUGAUUUAAAGUCAGUGGAUCUAGAUGAAGGCAGAAGAAAGGAUAUUGAUGCUGACUUUUCUGAUCAAGAAAGUAGCCUGGCGUCUUCAGAAAUUACGAAAGAUAAGAAAAGCGGAACUUUGGUCAAAUAUCUAAGUGUUGUUUUCGCUUAG
Messenger RNA from Saccharomyces kudriavzevii IFO 1802, 1677 nucleotides. RefSeq names its product Agp3p (gene AGP3). The transcript has a single exon. The record is from RefSeq and is a predicted model, not a curated record. Gene Ontology annotation, cellular component: membrane. The coding region runs from base 1 to 1677 and encodes 558 amino acids. NCBI's taxonomy places the organism in Eukaryota, Fungi, Ascomycota, Saccharomycetes, Saccharomycetales, Saccharomycetaceae. Gene Ontology annotation, molecular function: amino acid transmembrane transporter activity. Gene Ontology annotation, biological process: amino acid transmembrane transport.